GAAGGCUUAAAGCCAGGUGGCAGCCUUCGGGCUGGGCAGUCAGAGACAGCAGCAGCAGCAGAGCAGAGCCACCUGACCAGACCCAGGACUUCACCCUCAACCUGCAGAAAGUCAUUUGCCAGCCCAGUGCGAUCCACCAACUGAGAGGAGGCCUUUCCACCUCAGCCAUGCCGCAUGACCAUCCCUUUGCUGCAGGAGGCCCCGAGGAAGCCCCCAUCAUGCAGGUCCGUGAGGAAGCCCACUGGCCUUUCGCGCCGGCAGCGGAACGGAGCCAGGAGCAGGUCAUUGCGGGCGUCUUGAAGGAGCCCGGCCAGGAGAAGCUGAGCAUCCGGCAGGCCAUGCAGAGGGGCCUCCUGACUCACGGGACAGGCUUGGCUCUCCUGGAACACCAGGCCGCCUCGGGCUACAUCAUGGACCUGGCAAGCAACCGGAUGCUCUCCGUGAGGGAUGCCAAGAACGCUGGCCUGCUGGACCGAGAACAUCUCAACACGCUCCUCAUCGCGGAGAAGGCCGUGACCGGCUACACAGACCCCUUCUCGGGGAACAAGAUCUCCCUCUUCCAGGCCAUGAGGAAGGGCCUCAUCAUCAAAGACCACGGCAUCCGCCUGCUGGAGGCACAGGUGGCCACGGGGGGACUCAUCCACCCCAUGCACAGCCACCGACUCCCCCCGGAAGUAGCCUACAAGUGGGGCUACUUGGAUGCAGAGCUCUUCCACUGGAUCUCAGACCCGGCCAACCACACCAAGAGAUGCUUUGACCCGAAUGCCCGUGAGAACCUCACAUACCUGCAGCUCCUCCCCAGGUGUGUCUUGGAUCCUGACACCGGCCUGCUGCUGUUUCAGGUGGUGGACAAGGGGUCUGUGCAUCUGGACGAGAGCUUGCGGGAGUGCUUAAAGUCUGCCACCACCCAAGUCCACGUGGGGAUCUUCCAGGGCCAAGAGGUCUCUGCCUGGGACCUCCUCUUCUCCAGUUACGUCCCUCACUCGAAGAGGCAGGAGCUCCUGAGACAGUACAAAGCGGGCACCCUCACCGCCCAGGAGGUCAUCCAGAUCCUUACCAGCAUCAUCACCGAAACAGAGGGAUACGAGGAAAGGCCCAUUCACGGAAUGACUUUGCGAGAGGGGGACAGAAGCCAACCCUCAUCCGAGCGGGAACUGACGGAGAACCCCCUCAAGUCCAGGAUGGUCCACGUUUCCGCUGGUGAGUUUCGUGGACAAAAGGUCUCCGUCUGGGAGGUGCUCCAUUCCAAGUGCAUCCCGAAAGGGAAGAGGAAAGAACUCCUGAAACUCUACAGGGAAGGCAUACUCACCCUCGACCAGAUGGAGACCGUGGUCACGGCCAUUGUGGCCAAAACAGAGGAGGAGGGGAGAGCCAAAGGUUUGGGCCGCGGAACCGGCAGGGACCCGGAGGAAGAGAACAGGAGGGAAGCGCAGCUGGAGCUGUCCUUGCAGAAGAUACACGUCCCCGUGAGGUCUGGGGAGCUCAAAGGGCAAAAUGUCCCCGUGCCAGACCUCCUCUUUUCUAAACAUUUCCCUAGGGGGAAAAGGCAGCAGCUGCUGGAGCUCUACAAAACAGGAGUACUCAGCCCUGGGCAAAUGGCAGCCGCUGUUGGCGGCACCUGGGAAAAAGUGGAAGCCGGACGGAAGUCCUUCCUGGUGAGGAUGAAGCCGCGCCGGAGCCCGGAGGCCCCACGGACCACGAAGGAGGCCAGAGCUGCCGACGCCUCACUGACCCCCCACUGCUCGGACGAGCUCCUGAAGGCCAAAAGGGUCACCCUGCCGGCAGGAGAGUUCCAGGGCCAGCAGCUGUCUGUGUGGGACCUCCUCUUCUCCCAGUACAUCACCAGAGACAAAGGGGAAGAACUCCUGAGGAAGUACAGGGAGGGCAGGUACACGGUGGAGGAGCUGGCCUCCAUGCUCACCAUCCUGGCUUCCCUGCACGACCUUUUCUACUCUCUGGAGCAAACCCCGGCCGGAAGCAGCAGGCGUCCCACAGGGCAAGGUAGGCCCAGCCCUCUCGCAGCAUCACUUGAGGAAAACCAGGAGGAGGAGGAGGAGGAGGAAGAGAAGGAGGGCGCUAGUGCUAGCGACGAUGACAAGGACGAUGACGAAGACAAAGCGAAGGAUGAGGUCUUGAAGACCAGGAUGGUUGAGGUGCCCGUGGGCAAGUACCGUGGGCGGAAGGUCUCGGUGUGGGACCUGCUGCAUUCCAAGUACUUCCCAGAGAAGAAGCGGAAAGAGGUCCUGAAGCUGUACCGAAUCGGGAUCCUCACCGCGGACCAAGUGGCGACGGUGGCGACUGCCAUCGUCACCAAGUUGGGAGAGGAAAAAGCCGCGGGAGGGAGGCACGCGAGCACCUCCUGCCGGAGGGAGAAGCCCCGCGAGACAGCCUGGGAGAGGCCCCCGACCUUCGACUUCCCCGUGGGCGAGUUCCACGGCCAGCGGGUCUGCAUGUGGGACCUGCUCUUUUCCGCUUCCAUCCCUGAAGCCAAGAGGCAGGAGCUGCUGACCAGGUACAUGACCGGCCUGCUCAGCGGCCAGGAGAUGGUCGCCAUCCUCACGGCCCUCGUCACAGAAGCGCACAAGACGAGGAGCACACCGAACGUCCCACAGGCCCUGGGAUUCCUGCACCCCGAAGCGCCCGCUGCGCUCUUCGGCUUGCCCGGGACCCCGGGGCCUUCCAUGCAUGACCUCUUCUCUCCUCAGGAGCAGGAAGGACACACGGCUGGGCGGGUAAUGGUCAGUGAGGUGACCGUCACCACCACAGUCCUUCAGGCCCCAGAGCAGAAACAGGCAUAGCCCCCCCCCCAGUGGGCUCUUCCUGGGGCAGAGCUUUGAGGGAUGCAAGCAGUGCCCCCCCCUGUGGCGGGUGGGUGGGGAGGCCGUGCAGGGACAGGAAGGCCAAGUGGAGGGGGAAGGGGAAGGGGUGGCUGGACCCCUGGGCUGCCCUGAGGGCAUAAGAUCCAUGUGGGCAGUGGAGGGGGUUGGGGGGAGGGAGGGGAAGGGGCUUCAGCCGUUGAGAAAAGGGGCUGAGGCUCAACACACACACACACAUAUGGGGUCUGGGUGGGAAGGAGUGGUCUUGCCAUUCGGCCUCUCCCCUCCAGUCCCAUCCACAGUGUGUGUCUGUGUGUGUGUGUGUGUGUGUGUGUGUCUGUGUCUUAGUCCUCUGAGCACGACCCAGGCCAAGGGAACAUCCACCCCCCCCUGUGGCCCGCCGGCCGGCGUGUACCCACGGGUGGACCCACCCCACCCCCGCUCCUCUGGCCAGGUGGAGGGGGCUGUGGGUGCGGCCCCGGUCAGCCCAGCACGAGGCUCCCUGCUUUCCCCUCCCCGGCCUUUGACCCAGGAGUGCGGGAGGGCCUUCCAGGUAAACGACCCGCUGACUGGCAGUCCUGGCUGGCAGAGUCGCCCCCCUGCCCAGCCCCUGCCCAGCCCCAGCUGGCGCGGGGAAUGGGAAGGAAGAGCGCGGGGGGCUGAGGACCAGAAGCCGGCGGCGUCCUCGUGGUCCCCCCAGGCAGAAGGCAGAAGGAGCUGCCAGAAGAGGCGGGGGAGGCACCCCUCUUUGCCCCCCCGGGGCCUGCCCCCUCUGCUUGCCUGGGGGGUCCCCUGCCCCAAGGGCAACAAGGAAGGUGGCGGCGGUGGCGAGGGCCGGCCUGGCGGUGGAGAGGGGCGGACGGGGGCAGCUCGCGGCCGC
Messenger RNA from Pogona vitticeps (central bearded dragon), 3696 nucleotides. Its product is annotated as epiplakin. Gene Ontology annotation, biological process: wound healing; intermediate filament bundle assembly. The record is from RefSeq and is a predicted model, not a curated record. Gene Ontology annotation, cellular component: cytoplasm; keratin filament; membrane. Gene Ontology annotation, molecular function: keratin filament binding; structural molecule activity. NCBI's taxonomy places the organism in Eukaryota, Metazoa, Chordata, Lepidosauria, Squamata, Agamidae.